AUGUCCAAUAAUACUGUGUUGUAAAAGUUUUUAUAGAACAAUCCAUUCAUAGAAGGAAUUGUAUUAAUGGAUAAAGAAGGAAUAGAAAUUAUAGGAGCAUUCUAAAAUGAAAAUAACAAGUUGAGAACAGGAGCAUAAUCAUUGAUGUAUGUGGUGGCUAUUCAAUAAUGCAAUGAAAAUUUAAGAAAACUUUCUGAUUCUGAAACAAAACAAAUUACAUUAGUUUAUGAUGAAUGGAUUCUAUAUUUCGAAAUUUGGAGCCAUUCAAUUUUGAUAUUUUAUUGCAAUGUCAAAGCAAAUAUUGUGUCAUUAAAAUAACUUGGACAGGAAUUAAAGCGCAUACUUUCGCCUUAUAAUGAUUUAUUAGAAAAAUAGUAAAAAUGA
Molecule: messenger RNA, 384 nt
Organism: Paramecium tetraurelia
Lineage: Eukaryota; Ciliophora; Oligohymenophorea; Peniculida; Parameciidae
Exons: 3
Biological process (GO): regulation of TOR signaling
Source: RefSeq, a predicted model, not a curated record